CUUCGAAGACAGGAAACUGCCUUUGUUGACUCGGCAGCUGUAGAGGAGCAAGAUGUCUUCCCUGGACGUGGAGGAUUUCAUUCAGCAAAACAGAGCUCUGGCAGAGCAGGUAGAAAAGUUUCGAGGCUACUGGGAGAGCGACAAACACUGGAAGCCGAGGAGGGAGUUCAUCCUGCGGAACAUAAACGACUUCCAGUUCCAGCAGCUGGACCACCUGCUCUCUCUGUCCAUGGUCUGGGCCAACAACGUCUUCCUCGGCUGUCGGUAUAGCUCAGAGCUCGUGGAGAAAGUGAAGGAAAUGGCGGAAGGCAUUGAUGUGGAGGACGCACCGGUCUUCAAGACAAGAGAUGAGAUUAUGAAAAAGCAACAGGGUCGAUGACCAGCUCGGGCGAAUCGUCUCUUCUGGUUUUAUCUGAUCAGUGACUGAAGACUGGAGGGACUCGAUCGUACAGGCUGUGCUUGUAACAAAGCUUAUCACGUUUCUACAGUUUAUUACCAUCAUACAUUGUUUAAUACAGAUGUGAAUGAGUGAUACUCAGAUUUUUAGGCUUUUAUUUGUAUUAUCAUGACGUCACAAGAAGCUGUCGGCAGUGUGGGAACUUCACUGCUCCACUAUCUCUAUGCAUGAUUGUUUUACAUUUUUUAAAGUGUACUGAUUGUUUUUAGUACUGUUUUUAUAAUAAAUACAGAUGGAAGAUGACACUGGAUCUUGUCCUAAUGUCUGAAGUAGAAUAAAGGACUUGUUUUCAUAA
This is a messenger RNA of Thunnus maccoyii (southern bluefin tuna), 752 nucleotides long. RefSeq names its product CDKN2A interacting protein N-terminal like (gene xtbd1). Lineage: Eukaryota; Metazoa; Chordata; Actinopteri; Scombriformes; Scombridae. The transcript has 3 exons. Bases 53 to 379 code for a protein of 108 amino acids. The record is from RefSeq and is a predicted model, not a curated record.